Messenger RNA from Dentiscutata heterogama, 324 nucleotides. Lineage: Eukaryota; Fungi; Glomeromycota; Glomeromycetes; Diversisporales; Gigasporaceae. The record is from the annotation of a GenBank genome assembly.
AUGGCUACUAACAUAGCUAAUUCUGCACUUACUAAACAUUCCAUGAGUAAGCCGGUUCCAGCAGAACUUAUCGAUUUCACCACGACGUCUAUGGACUCAUUCCUCCCUAUGAGCCGACCGCAACGUCAAAAAUCUCAACAACUUCCAGACUUACUAGAUUUCAUAAAGAAAAUUAUUCAUGAUUUAAAUUUACCAGUUUUAAUCGUUGUUGUUUGCUUGAUUUAUAUUCACCGACUUAAAAAACAAUUGCCUAAAAAUUUUGAAACUGAAUAUGGAACCGCUCAUAGAGUCUUCAUUAGUUCUAUUCUAGUGGCUAGUAAAUAU